Messenger RNA from Scaptodrosophila lebanonensis, 3048 nucleotides. Its product is annotated as serine/threonine-protein phosphatase 2A regulatory subunit B'' subunit alpha. The record is from RefSeq and is a predicted model, not a curated record. The coding region runs from base 135 to 2918 and encodes 927 amino acids. Lineage: Eukaryota; Metazoa; Arthropoda; Insecta; Diptera; Drosophilidae. Gene Ontology annotation, molecular function: protein phosphatase regulator activity; calcium ion binding. The transcript is spliced from 8 exons. Gene Ontology annotation, cellular component: protein phosphatase type 2A complex. Gene Ontology annotation, biological process: protein dephosphorylation.
AAUUCGAAAUUUUUGUGCGUGAAAAGGAAAAUUGUUAACGUGUUUAACAUUGCGGACUGAAGGCAAUAAAUAAAGGCAAAAACAGCAAGAAAAACGAGAAACAUAUUUAACGUGUUCGCUGCACUGUUUUCAAAAUGCAAGCGGCAACAACAACAACGACAACAACAAAAACAAAAAAGUUAAGCACCAAUAGCAGUGGCAACAUGGUCAGCUCUGUGGCAGUGACGAGUGCAACAAAAACAACGACAACAAACACACGCAAAGCAGCAUCAGCAACAGCAGCAACAACAGGCAGCCCCAAAUCCCCAAGGACUGCAGCGACCUCUCCAACGUCCACAUCCAGCGAUGCCAACGCCGAAAUUGCCGAGCUCUCCAAGAAAAUUAAUGAGCAUGCCGAUGCCAUCUAUCACACAUGGAAGACCCAUCGCCUAGAACCGGCGCAACUGCUCGAGAUGUGCACAAAUGCGGCGACUGUUGGCGACUUUUCCGAUGUUGCUGCGGUUUCGGCCGCUUCCGCUGACAGCAGCAGCACAGAAGACUUGAAGAAGUUGGUCAAUAGCUUUGUGAUCAAGGACAAAGAACAAAGAGGCAAAAAUAGUGUGAAAAAGUCGCCGGCGAGCAAUGCGGAAGUAAUAGCGACAGCUCAAGCUAAUGGCAAGCCAAAGAAGACCUCAUUAUCGUCGGCAACGCUGCAAAAGUCAGGCUCCCCCUCAUUAACAGCCGGCAGCGGCAACAAAUCAUCGACUGCAACUGUUAAGGCUGCAACAGGAGCAAAGUUUACAACAGAGCCGCUGCAAUCACCGAAAAAAGUAGCAGCUGCAUCCGCAACUAAGGUAACAGAUUUAGCUUUAGAGCAGACGCAAAAUUUGCUCAAAAUCAGCGAAUUGCUGCAGCAAAAACAAAAAGAGCCAACGACUGUUACAAGCAUUGCGAAAAAACGUCAACAGAGCAGCAAUGGUGUAGCCAAACAGCUAACAGAAAAUGUUGCGACUGCAAACAGCACUGUUGCCAACAAAUUAACAGAGCAACAACAGCAACAGCAAUCUACGAAGCCUGCGCAGAAAGUAACAACAAAAGGAAAUAAUGCAAUAAUUCAGAAUAAUGCGCAAGUGCCGAGUAAUGUAGACGUUGUGGAUGCGCAGCCGUUGACUGAUAAAAAUAAAAAUAGUGAAGCUCUGGUCAUGAGUCGCAGCACAACAAAGGCAACAGCAUCAGUUAGUAAAUUAGUAAAGAGUACCAAAGAAAGUGGCAGCACUGAACAGAAGCCGGCGACUAAGGAGAAGCCUGCCGUGGCACGCAGAGCGAGCAAUCGCAAUAGCAGCAAUAGCAACAGUACUACCCCCACUGAUAACACCAACAUUAGCAACAUGGCUGCCAGCAGCUUAGCAACAUCCAUGGAUGCGUCGCCAGCGACGUCAGCAACAUCGGCGAACACAACGAUGCCAACAUUGAAUAAAGUCAAACCAACAAGCGGCAGCCGUGCAGCUCUCACCAAUGGCCAGGAUAAGAAUUUGGGUCGUCCGAUAUUGACGCGCGGUUCUGUGGCUGAGCGCGUGCUUAUGUUUGAAAAGUGUCCGGAUGUUCGCAACUCGUUUUUGAAUAUCAAACGGCCCGAAGUGGACACACCGCCCAAAAGUUUACUUAAGGUUAAGUUGCACGCAACGCCGCCACCGCCGCCACAGGAACAGAACUCGCUACAAAAGCAAAUACGCAACACAAAGAGCGUUUACAUACCCAGAUUCUAUUUUCCACAUGGCAAGCCACAGCCCACCAUUGCGAUGGAGCGGGUGCUGCGCGGCAUACUGUCCGCCUUCGAUUCCUUUCCGAACAAUCAGGUAACCAAAGACGAGCUGCCGCGCAUCCUCAAGCUGUGCGGACUGCCCUUCUACUGGCGCAUGCCGGUCAUGGUCUUCUGUCAGACAGGCAACACGGGUCUGGUGGAGCGUCAGCGAUUCGUGGAGUUCUGGAAACAAAUGAACGUCUAUUGCCAUGAGGCUGCCUCGCGUUUUGUCUACAUUUUGUCGCGGGGUCAACGCUUUCGCAGCUAUAUUGUGAGCGAGGAUCUGGUGCCAAUGGUGCAGGACGUGGUCGAUACGCAUCCGGGACUGGCCUUUCUCAAAGAAGCCACCGAGUUUCAUUCCAGAUACGUGCACACAGUCAUCGCGCGCAUCUUUUAUUCGGUGAAUCGCAGUUGGAGCGGAAGGAUAACAAUCGCAGAGCUAAAGCGCUCUGAUCUGCUGGAGAUGAUUAGCUUGCUGGAGGAGGAAGAAGACAUCAAUCAAAUAAUGGCCUUCUUCAGUUAUGAGCACUUCUAUGUGAUCUACUGCAAGUUCUGGGAAUUGGAUAAGGAUCACGAUUUGCUCAUCAAUCAGGAGGAUUUGGCGAGACAUAGUGAUCAUGCGCUCUCCACCCGCAUUGUGGAGCGCAUUUUCUCGGGCUGUGUGACACGCACCGAUAAUAAAAAGGCGCCCGAGGAUGAGCCCAAAAUGUCGUACACAGAUUUCGUUUGGUUUAUACUCUCCGAGGAGGAUAAACGCACAGCCACGGCCAUCGAGUAUUGGUUCCGAUGCAUGGACAUCGAUGGCGAUGGAGCGCUUUCCAUGUACGAGCUGGAAUAUUUCUACGAGGAGCAGCAGCAGCGCAUGGAGGGCAUUGGCAUUGAGUGUUUGCCCUUUGAGGAUUGUCUGUGUCAGAUGCUCGAUAUGAUAAAGCCAGCAAAUCGUGAUUGCAUUACUCUCGGCGAUCUGAAGCGCUGUAAAAUGACGCACGUCUUCUUCGAUACGUUCUUCAAUUUAGAGAAAUAUUUGGAUCACGAACAGCGGGAUCCAUUUGCAUCGCAGCGUGAUGAAUAUACCUCGGACUGGGAUCGUUUUGCGGCACAAGAAUACGAACUGCUCAUUACCGAAGAGAAUGAUUAGAGCUCGCAAUGGAAAUUGAAUUUUUGUUUGCCAGCGAAUUUAUACAACAAAGAUAUUUAUUUACUUACAAAUUUUUAUACAAAUUUAUACACUACGAGAAAAAUGAACGGAAAAAACCCCAAAAAAUAAA